Molecule: messenger RNA, 4261 nt
Organism: Python bivittatus (Burmese python)
Lineage: Eukaryota; Metazoa; Chordata; Lepidosauria; Squamata; Pythonidae
Source: RefSeq, a predicted model, not a curated record
AAGAUUGGUGGUGGUGGCUUUGGGGAGAUUUAUGAAGCAAUGGAUCUUUUAACUCGGGAGAAUGUAGCUCUGAAGGUUGAAUCAGCUCAGCAGCCAAAGCAAGUCCUCAAGAUGGAGGUAGCUGUCCUAAAAAAACUACAAGGGAAAGAUCAUGUUUGCAGAUUUAUUGGCUGUGGAAGGAAUGAGAAGUUUAACUAUGUUGUUAUGCAACUUCAGGGCCGGAAUCUUGCAGACCUCAGAAGAAGCCAGCCUCGAGGAACUUUUACACUGAGCACAACUCUUCGAUUAGGCAAGCAGAUCUUAGAAUCCAUAGAAGCCAUUCACUCAGUGGGAUUCUUGCAUCGAGACAUCAAGCCUUCUAACUUUGCCAUGGGACGCCUGCCUUCAACCUACAGGAAAUGUUAUAUGUUAGACUUUGGUCUUGCCCGGCAGUAUACCAAUACUAACGGUGAAGUCCGACCUCCUCGUAAUGUUGCUGGUUUCCGGGGAACAGUCCGGUAUGCUUCAGUGAAUGCACAUAAAAAUAGAGAAAUGGGUCGACAUGAUGACCUGUGGUCCCUUUUUUACAUGCUGGUGGAGUUUGCAGUUGGUCAACUUCCAUGGCGCAAGAUUAAAGAUAAGGAGCAAGUUGGUAUGAUUAAAGAAAAAUAUGAACAUCGAAUGCUGCUAAAACAUAUGCCUUCUGAGUUCCACCUUUUUCUGGAUCACAUUGCAAAUCUGGAUUAUUUCACUAAACCAGAUUAUCAGCUGAUCAUGACUGUGUUUGAAAAUAGCAUGAAGGAAAGAGGAAUUACUGAGAAUGAGGCCUUUGACUGGGAGAAAGCUGGUACAGAUAUUUUAUUAUCUACAAGUACAUCCACUCCACCUCAGCAGAACACAAGGCAGACUGCAGCCAUGUUUGGUGUGGUUAAUAUCACUCCAGUUCCUGGAGAUUUACUUCGUGAGAACACAGAGGAUGUUUUGCAAGGAGAACACCUGAGUGACCAAGAGAAUGCACCCCCAAUUUUAUCUGGCCGGCCAACAGAGAAUAACUUAGGGCAGGCUCCAAAUGUUCCCUUCAAUGAAGGAGAAGUUUGGGAAGAGACAGAUGUAAAUCGCAACAAACUCAGGAUCAGCAUCAGCAAAACGCAGUGUUUAGCAGAAGAAGAUCAGAAAAGUGGUGUGUGUCCCAUCUCCCCAGUGAGAGCAGCACCAGACUCCCCUACAACCCAGGGGCGCUCUCUGAGAUACCGUCGUGUGAACAGUCCUGAGUCGGAACACCUCUCCACUGCUGAUGGAAAAGUCGAUCAGCAUGAGCGAAGAUCCCGAGUGGAUUUGCCUUGCUCUCCUUCCCGGCUUGUAUGCUCUUCCCAGCCAGCACAGAUGCUGUCUAUUGAGACUGGUCAGGUAGACCGACAGGCAAGUGGCAGGAUGGAUGUAUCUGCUUCUGUGGAGCAUGAAGCUCUCAGUAAUGCUUUCCGAUCAGUGCCCCUGGCUGAGGAGGAGGACUUUGACAGCAAAGAGUGGGUUAUAAUUGAUAAAGAGACAGAACUGAAGGACUUCCAUCCUGGCGCUGAACCAAGCACAUCUGGAACAACAGAUGAGGAACCUGAGGAACUAAAGCCCAUUGAAGAAGGGGACGAAAGGAGGCAAUUGGGUGCAGAAGCAGCAGUCAGGCCCAAAAUACAUGAUGGGCGAACCCGAGGUAUGCAGCCUGUGGCCGAGGAGGACAGUUCCCACAGAAAUGAAGUGCAAUGCCAGACAGUAUCUGAGAGUAAACAUGAACAGCAACCAGGAAGCCCAUCACAGUCCCCCUUAUAUUCAGCACCAGCUAUCCGACAGCGGAGACGAGAAUCUGAGCCCAUUGGUCCUGAGAGACAGGCAUUCUCAACACUCUCUCCCGAGGUAUUCACACUGAAACCUUUUGAAAUGAAUGGUCUCCCCAAGGUGGUGCCUUUAAAUUUGCCUUACCAGGAUUUCAAAAGGGAUGUAUCAGAAAAUAGGGAAAGAUCCAAAAUUCUCCAACGGAUAAAAAAAGUGGAUUUCUCAAAUAUUGUCUUAACUGCCCCUUGUAAACCACCUAUAGCUCAUCUUCAAGUGGCAAAUGGCAGAUACAAAGACAAGAAGGAGGAAGAAGAAGAAGAGGAGGAGGAAGAGGAGGAGGAGGAGGAGGAGGAGGAACUUGGUGAAUUAGGGGAAGAACUUGAUAUGCAGAGUGAUUCAAGCAGUGAAGUGAGUCAGAAAAGUACUGAGCAUAGUCAGGAAGGUGCUCCAUCCACUCUUUUGGCAGAUGACCAGAAGGAAUCCAGGGGCCGAGCAUCAGCUGCAGAAGGAGACUUGGAACUUGAGGAAGGCUCAAAAACAUUAGUUCUCUUUUCACCAGGUGACCUAAAAAAGUCUCCUGUGAAUACAGACUUGGCUCCUGAUAUUGAUCUUGGAACUCUUGCUGCAUUGACUCCUCAAAGUGAGAAACCUCAGCCUAUGGGAAGCCAGCUUGAUGUAUCUGAGCCAGGAACAUUGUCUUCCAUCCUCAAGUCUGAACCAAAGCCUCCUAUGUCUGUGGCCACAACCUCCUCCCCUUUUACCAAAGUUGAGCGCACAUUUGUCCAUAUUGCCGAAAAGACACAUCUAAACAUCAUGUCUUCCAGUGGUCAACUUAUGAGGCAUGAGGAAUACUCUACUCCAGGGCAGUUUGAAGAGAUAAUCAUUGAAGAAGAAUUAGAGGAAAAUCAGGUGCUGGUAGAAAAUGGGAGUGUGAAUUCAGCCUUGGAAGGGGGAGAGAUGGAAAGUUGUGCUUUCUCAGUAAAUCAUAUUGAAACCACCUCUGAAACUGCAGCGGAACCGGUACUCCUGAAUGGUGUUAAAAUGGGAGAAGAAGAGGAGCUAGAACUUAAGGGCAAACUUAUUCCUGUGUCAGAUGUGGAAGAAGAUAGUAAGUUGAUUUUGGAAGAAUCUGGCCUUGAAAACAAAACCCUUGCAAAUGAAUCCCUUAAACAAGCAGAGUUGCUUCCACAUAUUCUAGCAGAAACUUUCAAAAAGCCACUGAAUAUAAGGUAUAGAAGCCGUAUUCCUGUCUUGCUCUCUGAGGAGGACACUGGCUCAGACGUGUCAGCCUCACACUCUGGCAAAGAGAGGCUAUACAAGAGACUGAAGCAACAGGAUUUGGCCCGCCUGGUGAUGGAGAAAAGGCAAAGCCAUUUGUUCAGGUUAGCUUCUGGAGCUUCAUCUUCUGCUUCCUCUAGUGAUGAGAGGCAGCGGGCUUCAGAAACCUUGUCAGCCACUGGUUCUGAGGAGGAUACUCAUGACUCAGAUGAUUUCACCCCAAGGAAGAUUGGAAAUCAGGAGAGAAUUUCCCUGGUUAAGAUGGAGGAGAAAAGCUUAAAUACAAGGAGCAGAAUCCCUCGCCCCAUUGUACCUGUAAAGCCACCUGUGAUAGAACUGAAAUAUGGGAGCCCUUCAACCCUUCCACCAGCAGCAUCAAGUAGCAGCAUGGGUGAUGCAGCUGGAUUGAACAGGAUUCAGGGGCAAAGACCAUGUGGGAAUAUAUCUGGUGAUCCCCGGAUGAAAGCAACCACAACUGCUACACCUUCCUUGAAGAGCAGCCCAAGGAAAACCACCCAUCCUCCAGCUAGAAGUCCUGUUCUCCCUCCACGAAACCUUAGUGCUUCCCCCAAAAAUCAGUCCCUGUCCAGAAAGGAAAGUCCAUCGCCAUCUCGACCACAUAGGCCUGGGACCACAUUUCCUCUGUGGGCUCAGUCUUCUCCUAAAGCUCCACCCAGGGCUCAGGCUAUAGGCCUAUUGGGAGAUACUCCUGUGUCACCAGGUGUGUUCAGAAAAGGACUAAAAGGGAAAACCCAUACUCCAGGAACCAAAGGAAGGCAGAUAUCCCAAGAAGGCAAGUCUACUGCUAGAUAAUGAUCUGCUGCUGCCAGUCCAUUAGACCUACCGACCUACCAUCUUGCCAGGCUGGAAAAACCUCUGCGUUUAAUAUACACUCAAAAUGCCGCAGCACAGCCUUAUAUGUCGGAAAUAUAUGCAUAUAGCAGCUAGCUGUACUUCAGUGCUUCACUUGCCCACAUGCCCAUGCUGUCUCAGUCCAGCUCUCUACCUGGCUGAGAGCCUCCUGGCCAGCUCAUGCUUCCUUUUGCCAGUCACCAAGCAACAACUCAGGCAGCCUGCCUAGUGCCUGAUAUUCUUUCCUCCAUGCUUUCUUUUAAUUUCUCAGUUAGCAAUACCACAGAAUCCUGAGAGAUUGCUAGGAGAGAUGGCUUUUUAGAGCAUA